AUGACACCUUGUGAGACCAUAAUCAAAACUGCGAUUGAGGAGAAAGCAGAUUUCGUUGGUUGUUCUGGACUGAUUACUCCUUCACUGGAUGAGAUGGUCCAUGUUGCAAAAGAAAUGCAACGAAAUGGGCUCAAAAUUCCACUGCUUAUUGGAGGUGCAACUACGUCUAAAACCCACACAGCCGUAAAAAUUGCUCCGCGCUAUAGUGGUCCAGUUAUACACUGCCUAGAUGCCAGCAAAUCCGUUGUUGUGUGUUCUGCACUUACGGACAAGACAACAAGGGAAGCAUUCCUCGCUGACAUCAGUGAGGAGUAUGAGGAAGUGCGACAAGAACACUACGAAACGCUAAAGGAUAGGCGGUUUACACCCAUUGAUGUUGCUCGAUCUAAGGCACUG
Cylicostephanus goldi is the source of this 396-nucleotide messenger RNA. The record is from the annotation of a GenBank genome assembly. Lineage: Eukaryota; Metazoa; Nematoda; Chromadorea; Rhabditida; Strongylidae.